Penicillium canariense is the source of this 219-nucleotide messenger RNA. RefSeq lists its product as uncharacterized. The record is from RefSeq and is a predicted model, not a curated record. The transcript is spliced from 2 exons. Lineage: Eukaryota; Fungi; Ascomycota; Eurotiomycetes; Eurotiales; Aspergillaceae. The coding region runs from base 1 to 219 and encodes 72 amino acids.
AUGAGACGGAAGUCUGAUCCUAAGAGGCUUGUCACCGACACGCACUGCGGCACCCGGGCAGGGAACGUCGUCCGCCAACCCCUUCCCAAGGCCGAUGUCUCCCCGUCGAACCAGGCCGAGAAGGGCCCGAUACACAAGGAGGCGAGCUGUGGCAGUGGCAAUGGCGGCGGCGAAGCAAAGAAGAGCGAAAUGCGGAAGACUCCACGCUUGGAGGCGUAA